Messenger RNA from Closterium sp. NIES-67, 3688 nucleotides. Lineage: Eukaryota; Viridiplantae; Streptophyta; Zygnematophyceae; Desmidiales; Closteriaceae. The record is from the annotation of a GenBank genome assembly.
UCGUCACUUCACCUGCGCUCUCGCCUCGCCUCGCCACCUCGCCUUCAACUCGUGUAGCAUGAUGGUAGCUCCUCGCGUGAACUGUCUGGCGCUACGCAUUAGCACCCUGGCUGCGCCAGGCGGUCGUUCUUUACUGUCACGGCCGGUAUUGUCACGGCUCGUGUCAUCCGCGUGUCGGUGGAUUCACGCUGCUGAGUCCUCUAGAAUAAAGGCACGGAAUCUGCUAGAAAAGAGAGCAGCCUGCUCGUUGCGGCAACGGGGCUCCCAAGUUACUUUGCUGAAAUAGCUCAUUUCGGAAUCUAACCACCUCGACCAGAGUCACAAUCCUGAUGAUAGUAAGGGUUCUGAAUCUCUAGAGUCUAUAAGGACUGGCAACCCCAUCAUUGGCCAGCCUUAUUUUUAGACUUGUCAGAACUAUUCUCUUCUCAGUGUGAGAAUUCUCCUCGGCUUUGCUGCCAGUGAAGCAGCGUCUCGUGGAAACUCUCGUGGAAACUGACAGCGUUAUAUCCAUCCGGCCUGACUAAGGCUGCUUCUGGGGAAACGCCAGUGCGGGAAAUUGCACUGACUGACUCAGAGCGAAUUGCACUGAACUCGGAGUUCGUGACUACUACUUCCACGAAUCAGUCGCCGGCGGUCGUGAUGCGUGCGCUGCAGCAGACCAUGCAAGGACGGCACAUGAUAGUGCAAGGCCGGCGGAAUGGGCGUCAACGCCCCUUGUGCCUUCUCCUUCACUUGCUUCUGAUUGCUGCAUGGUCUGCUGCAGUAGCAUCAGCAGCAGUGGCGGCAGCAGGAGCAGGCUCCCACAAAGAGGAGGCUGCUGAAACCAGUGCAUCUGGUGCGCCUGGUGGGUCUGGUGCGUCUGUCCAGGCGUCUGCUAGCCCUGCAUCAGGAGCCGCCGUUUCCAAGGGUUCAUCACUUAAAUCACCUGACAUCGCACUGUUCAACAAAUCGGCCAGGCUUUCUGGUUCUAGUAUAAGGGAUCAUCAUACCGGCGCAGGACAUUUCUCUAUUACUAAAGGAAAUCAUCAUACCGGCGCAGGGAAGUUGAAGCAACGGCCACGCAGGCUCCCAUGGGGAUUGGCGAGCCAGAUAGGUUCCCUCAGGAAAUGGCCACGUGGAUCCAGUCAAUGUACGUGCUCCACGUCAUCAUCACAACCGUUGCUGCGAUGGCUGCGUCCGCAUAAGACAAGGAGAGGCGAGGAGGGCUGUGGGAAGGGACGGAGGGGCAAGGGGAAGAGGAGCAAGGGGAAGAGGAGCAAGGGGAAGAGGAGCAAGGUGAAGAGGAGCAAGGGGAAGAGAGCAAGGGGAAGAGGAGCAAGGGAAAGAGAAGCAGAUCGAAGAGAGGCAAGGUAGUGACUGGCUUAUUGAAGGCGAAGAAGCGUCUGUGCACCGCGGUGGGAUGUGCAAAUGAUGAAAGUCGGAGGAGGAGGAGAGUAGGGGAAGGCGUGUGAGUAGGGCGUCAGGCAGACCCAAAUCUCCAGCGGAAACUCCACUGAAGCCACCUGCUCAAAUGACGCUGGCCAGAAACCACCUGCUCCAAGAACGCCUGGUCAGAAACCACCUCCUUCAAAAACACCUGGACAAAAACCACCUGCUCCAAUGAUGCCUGGUCAGAAGCCACCUGCUUCAAAAGCACCUGGACAGAAAGCACCUGCUCCAGUAACACCUGGAUCAAGAUCACCUGCGAGUCCAGGUUCAUCUGGAGCACCAGCUGGCCGCCACGUCAGCAUGAAAUCGCAGCAAGGCUCACUGCAAACACCAGCAUCAGGCGACUCAUCUAUGGAACCAUCAGCUGGUGCUGCUGGCUCUGCUGGUUUCCCCAGCACAGCAGCAGCAUCUCCCUCUCCUCCCCGGCUGCAGCGCAGCAGCCCAAGCCGAAGUACUUCUACGAGAUGGGCAAGAUCCGGGUGUCAGGCAUCCACACUGCUCUGACUCACUAUAAGACGAUCCUUUAUAUAGAUCGCACGGACGUCAGCAACACUUAUGCCAAGCUGCCAAACGGAAGAACGGCAUAUGCGGAGGAGUACAGCUUCGAAUCGAGGUCCCUCAGGGCUCUUGACGUCAAGUCCAAUGUCUUCUGCUCUGCAGGUGCCAUCGACCAAUACGGUCGGCUCAUCAGCAUCGGCGGCACGUCAGACGCCAACGCCACCAACCUGGCCGACCCUCUCCUCGACGGGGCUGCCUCCAUCCGCUCCUUCACUCCCUGCCCCCCUGCUGCUGCUGCUGCUGCUGCCAAUACUGCUGCCAAAAACAGCAGCAGCAGCAACAAUAGCUGCGAUUUCUCCCUGGUAGGGAAGAUGACCUCCAAGCGCUGGUACCCCACGGCUCAGCUGCUUCCAGACGGGCGGAUAUUCGUCAUUGGAGGCGCCAACGUCUUUGGCAAUGUGGCUAUCAAUUCCUUUCGAGACAACAACCCCACCUACGAAUUUUGGCCGAGGAAGGAAGCAGAAGGCAACUACAAGCUGCGCUUUCUGGAAGAAACUCUGCCCUACAACCUCUACCCAUUUGUGCACCUGCUGCCUUCUGGACACCUGUUCAUAUUUGCGGGGCAGCAGGCAAUUCUCCUCAACUACACCACAAACUCAGUUUAUCGCACGCUUCCCCCUCUGGACGUCUCUCGCUUCGGCCCAACCAACGCCAACAUCUUCCGUUCCUACCCCGUCACUGGCUCGUCCGCCAUGCUACAGCUCUCCUCAGCCGACGGCUACACUCCCAGGAUCCUCAUCUGCGGGGCAGCAGCAGCAAGGCGGACCUGGCUAAUCGGGACAACCGGACGGGGGCGUGUCUUGGGUGUGCUGCCCCUGCCACUGCCACGUGUGGGCUCAUCGCCCCAUGGAUCGGAACCCCAAGUGGACCUAUGAAAUAAUGCCUGUUGCUCGUGUCAUGCCAGAUGCUGUGCUCCUAUUGGACGGCACCGUCCUGAUCUGCAACGGAGGCAGGAGGGGCUUUCAGGGGCUCAAGCAGACGUAUGCUGGUGGGGACGUGAGGAGUCCUGUCAUCUACAGCCCCAACAGCCGUGCUGGAUCACGGUUCUGGCAGGUACCGGAGUCCAGCCGUUAUGCCCGCAUGUACCACUCCUCCGCCCUGUUGCUCUGGGACGGCUCCGUGCUAAUUUCCGGGUCUAAUCCCAACGACCGCCUCACCACGAGGGGAACUUACCCUACUCAAUUUGCUGUUGACCGGUUUGCCCCGCCGUAUCUGCAGUGGGGGUGCCGAGAAACAUCCUGUGGAGGCUGCCCUCCACAAUUGCCUUGAACUCCCUCUUCUCCGUCCGACUCAACACAACUGUGGUCUCUCCCCCGUCGCUCUCUCGCCUUAUCGACCGCUUCCGAGCCGUGCUCGUCCAUCCGGGUUUUUCCACGCACAGCCAACGGAUGGGUAUGCGUAACGUGCUGCUCGAAAUAUCCGCAAUAUGGAUUUCGCCGGAUAAUCAAACUGUUACGGCAUCUAUAAGAGCGCCACCUAAUGGCAGCAUUGCCCCGCCUAGCAUUUACUGGUUGCAUAUAUUGGAUCAAGGUGGCUAUCGCAAUGCUGAUGGUGCAUGGGUGCCUGGAAAGUGGGUGCCGAGUUUAGAAGGUCAACCUAUCAGGCUAACAUAGAUAAUUUUAGGGUUACAGGAACAAUUUAACGAAGCAUCUGAUAUAUUAUCUCCAAAACUAAAUGCAUGUCUAUGUGUAGCUAUAUCUAG